Rhipicephalus sanguineus (brown dog tick) is the source of this 1440-nucleotide messenger RNA. RefSeq names its product solute carrier family 2, facilitated glucose transporter member 8-like. Gene Ontology annotation, biological process: transmembrane transport. Gene Ontology annotation, cellular component: membrane. The coding region runs from base 1 to 1440 and encodes 479 amino acids. Lineage: Eukaryota; Metazoa; Arthropoda; Arachnida; Ixodida; Ixodidae. The transcript is spliced from 5 exons. Gene Ontology annotation, molecular function: transmembrane transporter activity. The record is from RefSeq and is a predicted model, not a curated record.
AUGGAUGUGCUGUCGUCGCCACCUUUCAACACGGCCAUGCAUGCGCUGCGAAAGCUGAAGCAUCCGGCAGAAGGGCGCUACACCGUUCAGCCAAGUGGACAGCUUCAGGCCUGUGGUCACCAUGUGCGUGCCUUGCUGAUGGCUUGCUCAGGCGCACUGGCCGCAGGCAUGGCGCUAGGUUACGGCUCAGCCGCCAUGCCUUCCAUCGAGCGACGCUUCCGGCGCGACGCACCAUCCGAGCCACCCGACAACCGCUGGAUCCCCGACAGCCUCUUCCUGGGUGCCAGCGUCGGCGCCCUUAUCUCAGGCAUUCUGCUGCACCUUGCGGGCCACCGAAGGACCCUGUUGCUGUGUUCGGGCGGCCUAACUAGCUUCUGGGUGUCUUUGAUGUUGGCCAACAAGGUCAGCAUGAUGGUCGUCAGCCGGGUGGCGAUCGGCAUCUGCGUGGGCGUCAUCACCAACUGCGUCUGCCUUUACGUCACCGACGUCGCUCCUCCAGCCAAGAGAACGCUCUACGGAGGACUCGUUGAGGUGGCGACAAGUGCGGGCAUGCUGUGUGCGUACGCCAUGGCAGGCUUCGCGUGGCAGCAGCAGGCGGUCGGUUGCGCGAUGGCCUCGGUACCCAUGCUGGCUUUGCAGCGCUAUGUGAUCGAGAAUCCCCGGUGGCUGAUGUCCAAGCACCUUUCACUGGACGCCGACACGGCCUUGAUGCGUCUGUACGGUGUCGACCCUCCACCCGAUUUCCGCGACCACAAGGGAAAAGCAGCUGAGGAGCAGAAGCCAGCCGCCACUUCCAGCCGCCUGUGGCCCAGUAACACAAGAGUGAUGUCGACAUGCCUAUUGCUGUACCUCCUUCAGAACAUCUCAGGCGCCCAAAUGUGUCUGCUGCGCGCUGUUCAAGUGAUGAGCAACGUGGUGGUUGAAGUAUCGCCGCAGUUCCUGGCCUUUGUGCUGGUUUUCUCUCACCUCGCCUGCGCCACCUUGGCCGCAACCCUAACGCACCUCGUAAAUCGUCGCACUCAGCUCGGAACGUCGGCCUUCCUGGUUGCAGUUACUCUUUUCAUUUUCCGGCCGCUGGACCACCUAACUUUCACCCACUGGUCCGUGACUGAACAAUCUGGCAAGACGAGCUGGGGGGCCGCGAUCUCGAUCGUAAUGCUCGUGGUGGCGUACUCGACGGGCGUAUGCCACCUGCCGACGUUGCUGACCGGCGAGCUCAUGCCUUCGAGGAUUCGCUUGCUGGGCUCCUCCAUCGUGUGGUCGUCGCGCUGGCUCUUGGCGUUCCUGCUGCUGUACUUCGACAUCGACGUGCUCACCGCUUUCCAGCAGAAGGGACCGCUGCUGGCGUUAAGCCUGACAGUGGCAGCCGUCGCCACGACAGCUAUAUACCUGAUCCCUGAAACUGAAGGCCGUACGCUGGACCAGAUUGAACACGACUAA